This is a messenger RNA of Aplysia californica (California sea hare), 2120 nucleotides long. Its product is annotated as probable serine/threonine-protein kinase tsuA. The transcript has 2 exons. The coding region runs from base 384 to 1820 and encodes 478 amino acids. The record is from RefSeq and is a predicted model, not a curated record. NCBI's taxonomy places the organism in Eukaryota, Metazoa, Mollusca, Gastropoda, Aplysiida, Aplysiidae.
CUCUCUAUCUCUCUCUCUCUCACACACACGAUUGUAUGACCUUACUGAAAAUGAUUCCUUUUCUUUGCUUCCCUGUCGCUUUGUGUGACUGUGAUCUAUGGCAUUUUGUGUGUCUUUCGUAGUCGUUUUUGUUGUUUGUUCUGGGAGAAUUUUUUUUUCUAAACACACCACUGUGACAGGCCUUUUUGUUUCUUACUUGUGAUCGCAAUGGCCCGCCUACUCUUCCUACGAUUUGCUCGGGUCACGGUGGAAUUCAGUUAAGCUUUAUCUGUGUAGAGAUUUAUUUGCUUCUCUUGGUCUAUUUAUUUUGUUGAGAACAUUUUGUUUGUUUUGUUUUCUUAUUUGUCUCUGACUUCCUUUACGCCCUUUUUUCCACUCACCCCAUGGAUGUGUGUGCCCUCUCUUACCAGCCUGCAUGCUUCCGUUUUCCAUUUGCUCUUCUAGAACAUGACCAGCAGCAUCAGCAACAGCAGCAGCAGCAGCAACAACAACAGCAGCAGCUGCUGCAGCAACAACAACAACAACAACCUCCAGCCAUCCCUCCCCCGCCAUCCCAAUCCUCCAUCUCUGCUUUCGAAGCUUCUUCCCCGUUAGCAGCCUCUACCCCCUCUUUUCUACAACCUCCCCAGACAAGGAAUGCGCGAAUGACUCAGGCUAGUCCAAAAUCACAACCAAUGGGGACAGGCGAAGUGCCCGCUCACUACCGGGGUUAUGUAGACAAAUCCACUCCCCCUAGCUAUAAUUACUCACCCGGAGCCAAACGCUCGAGUCAGUCUCCUAAAGCAAGUCCCCAGAUUGGUCGGCACGCUAAUGAUAAUAAGCCCCUGUUGUCGCGUCCAAUGCCAGCAGACUAUAAACCACAAGUCCCGCCCCCUCCGGUAGGGGGCAGAGAGGCUCCGACCCCUCCGUCUCGUUCUAGCUCCGCACAUCACCGUUUUUCUUAUCGCCCUGAAUAUCAUGACAGCACUGAUGGUAGAUCUAUGGGGUCUCCUUCUGCCACCCGAGGCAGCAGUAUGCUGAGUGGACGUUAUGCCAUUUUACAGUUCAACCCCUCGGGACGUGGGAACAGCACUGCUGCGGACAUCUCUCGCGAUGUAAAGCAGUUUGUUUCACGUAGUUCAGAUAACUUGAAUCAGGAUAAUAUUGGGGCUGGGUCAAAGGGACCCGUACCUGCAUACGAAAGUGAUUACGAUGACCAGGGAUCUUAUAGAAACAGAAACAGCAACAAUAACAACACUAAACUUGGACUGCACCCGUCGGCCUACAUGCAGACCCCUAUCCCUUACAAACCGGCAAGCAGUCAUAAUGAACCAAUAGGCGUGUACUCUGCCUCACUUCCUUUUCAAGCUCCUCCUCCUCCGGGAACGUUAGCCCCUCCCCCUCCUCCUCCUCCGCCAUCUUCGCUAAGAGCCGGUGUGGACAGCAGAUCUGUUGCUUAUGCUAGCGGUGUCGGCGGCGGUAAAAGUGGUGGCGCUGUUGUUGUUGGUAGUGGUGGUGGUGGUGGUGGUACGAGAGGAGGGGACGCCUUGUCUGGGUGCGGUGGCGCCCUCAGUGGUUCGGGUCCCAUCCUCGACACGUGGCGUGGUAAAAACCGCACCCCUGCUGUCCAGCAGCUGGGGGUCAAAUCCCCGCCCCCUGGCUUCUCUCCUCCUGGAGUUGCAUCAAGUCCAACGAAAGACUUUCGCCAUCAGACGACGGAUGUCGUUCGAAAAAGUUUUCCCGCUGAGGAAAAAGAGAGAAGACGGAAAGAGGAAGACGAGACGUAUCGAAAGAAAAGAUUGGUAUGUCCCAAACGUAUAAUAAUGUUGUCUUUUUUUUAACGCCCCCGUUGACACGAUUUAGAUCAUUUAGUCGGUGACUUCAGCCCUGCCUGUCAGGGCUAGCCUGGGCUGAAAGUGGUACAUCGUCCCUUCAGAAAGACCGACAAGAUCCUCAAAUUAUAAUAUUUUCCCCACUCGGGAGUUGAACUGGGCUCUGUCUUCUGUGUGCGACAACGAAGCACCUAACUGCUACACCACCGAUGGGUCUGCCCCUUAAACAAAUAAUAAAUUAUACUUGAAAGAAAAGAGCAAGUGGUGAUAAUGUGUAUUUUUAUUUUUAACAUUUUAAUUUUCAUUUGU